UGCUGGAAUUAAAGGCAGCGCAUCUCAAUGGAUAGUGAACUCUAAUUUCUGCACUCAUAUUUUACUGUACCCUCUAGUAAAAUACGACGAGGCAAAGAAGAAAGCGGUCUUUAUGGACGAAUUUUUCAACAGUGCUCAGAUUUUUUAAAUCAUUAAUUACAUAAUAAAUCCAGUAAUUUUUAGCAUUACGACCACAUAUAAAAACAUUUCAAUCGGCUCGAUUGAAGGUUUUGCUGACAAUUGGAAAUUUUUGGGACAGCGCUAAGGAAAUGCCGCAAACAAUUUCACCCAAACUGUUCUCUGCAAUUGCCAAGAACGAUGACCAAAGGAACUCGUUUGUUGUUGAUGUCGUGAGCAUAGUAAAAAAUUACAACCUGGAUGGCUUAAACAUCCGCUGGAUUUUUCCUGGCAGUCCUUUUGCAGCCUCUGAGGGAUUUCUUGCGGAUAAAUCGAAUUAUGUCACGUUGCUGAGCAAUUUCACAAGUUUGCUGAAGCCUGGAGGUUUGUUACUCACGACGGAAUGCUCAGGAAAUAAAGCAAUUAUUUCUAGAGGCUUGGAUAUUCCAAAAGUAGCGGAGGCUGUGGAUUACCUUUUCGUUUAUGCAACAGAUUACGGAGGCACUCGGUUUUCGUUCACGUCCCUGAGCACUCCAAACAAAGAAGUGCGACAGUCCUUGGAGGUUUUUAAAAACCAGAUCAACGAUGAUGACCAGAUUAUCCUCUCAAUUAAGCCAGACGUAGAAAUUUUUGAUCUGCUAAAAAGCAAUAAGCUGGCUAAGAUUGGAGUUCCAACAGUUACUGAUAAAAGAGAGCAAAUGGCUUGGAACAAAUUCUUAUAUCGUGUGCUAGUGACGGAGAAAGGCAAAUGGGAAAUCACAAAAUCAAACAACGAAGCUUUGCAGUCAUUUGCGUGCGAUGGCACCAAGUGGGCCUCUUAUGAUGAUAUGUUUUCAAUCCAACAAAGGAUGGAAAUCGUGCGAAACUUUGGACUUGGUGGGGUUCACGUUGUGGCGGUUUUUAACGACGACAUAGCCAACGAUAUCGGGUGCGGCCCAGCCCCUGUUUUGAGAUCUAUCAAUGAAAUCGUCAGAGGCUUUAAUGAGUGUGUGCUUCCUUCUUGUCCUUGA
Cloeon dipterum is the source of this 1127-nucleotide messenger RNA. Its product is annotated as probable chitinase 10. Lineage: Eukaryota; Metazoa; Arthropoda; Insecta; Ephemeroptera; Baetidae. Gene Ontology annotation, molecular function: chitinase activity; chitin binding. The record is from RefSeq and is a predicted model, not a curated record. The transcript is spliced from 8 exons. Gene Ontology annotation, biological process: chitin catabolic process; carbohydrate metabolic process. Gene Ontology annotation, cellular component: extracellular region. Bases 270 to 1127 code for a protein of 285 amino acids.